Molecule: messenger RNA, 863 nt
Organism: Procambarus clarkii (red swamp crayfish)
Lineage: Eukaryota; Metazoa; Arthropoda; Malacostraca; Decapoda; Cambaridae
Source: RefSeq, a predicted model, not a curated record
CCGGGUAUAUAAGAGGGAGGACUUGCCUCUCCUGCCAUAACCCGUCGCUCCACACCUCUAACUGCGUCGUUUGACAGCCUACCGUCGCUUCAUCUACCAUUACCCACCACCACGAUGAUAGGCCUAGUUGUGCUUGCUGUUGUGGCGGCAGCGGCGUCUGCCUCGCCCCUGGCCCAAGGCGGCCGCGACGUCUACAUCAGGGAUUCAUCAGAGGAGAUCAGAUGGCGUAGGGCCGCGGCCCCAACAGCCUUGGGGUCCGGACUCAUCAAGAGCGCCUUCAAGCCUGGCACCCUCCCAUACAACAUUGUUCUGGACAGCCCUGAGGACCUGGUCUACAUCCUGAAUCAAAACAACAACCCGCAGACCCGAAGUGAACGGGUCAACACCCUCACCCAAGUGCUCAACACCGGUGUGGCCGACAUCUCCCUCGACGAUCUCCACCACUACCCUGGUCUGAGGACCGCCAUCGUGCAAGGAGACGGAAAGCUCCUCGUCAACCACUCCGGUGAAGUGGUCUACCGCCCCGGACCUCCAAAACCAGCGCAGAAGGCGAGAACGGGAGUCCAAGUUGCCAAGAAGUAAUCAACCAUCUCCGAGAACUGUCUGCUGGGGGAGAACUUGAAGGUCGGGUUCUAAGGUCCCAAACAAGCUGAGGACCUUUGCGACGCGCGGAGUUUCGCACCAACAGCAGGGGCGACUGUGGCAUCUUCAAGAGUACUUCGACUCCCCAGGGAUUGUUAGGAAACUGCCAUAUCCCUCAAUGACCUUUCUCCCGUUCCUCCCUUACUCUUUCCAUAUAUCUUUAUUGCUUGAUCGAAGAUGUUCUGAAGUGACAUAAUAAACAAACUUCUUUUUUAAACUUC